Molecule: messenger RNA, 354 nt
Organism: Pelagomonas calceolata
Lineage: Eukaryota; Pelagophyceae; Pelagomonadales; Pelagomonadaceae
Source: the annotation of a GenBank genome assembly
CUUGCUUGCUUAUGGGAGCGGCGGCGGCGCUGCCCUGUCGUAGGAGGGCGGCGCGCGGCGGCGGCGCUGCCCGAGGAGCUGCCCUCUGGGCUGCCCCGAUUGUUGGUUGUGGCUGCCGCGCCGGGAGGCUGCCGCGGGCGCCCGGCUUCGAAAGGGCCUUGGAAUGCGCCGGCGGGGCCGCGUCCCGUGGCUUUUCGCGGUAUCCGCGCGGCAAAUUAGCGCCCAGAGCCAGAGGCGUAGCGCCUCCCGCAGAGCAGUGCUUCGUGACCGAGGCGUACGCCCUCUAUUUCGGGCCCCGGGGCUGCCCGUUUUACCGGUGACCCGCCAGGACCCCCGGACGCGCGCCCGGGCAGC